AUGGACAAGAUUUUCAAGGAGCUGGGCAUCCGUAACCCCUCUCACUUUCUUUUCUCAAAGACGGAACUGAAAGCUAACACGGGUCGUCCCUUUCACAAGGGCCAAGCGCCUGGAGUCCCGACGGGAGUCUGGAGCUCAAGUGUGGACUCGCAGCUUUCACGAUCCGCAGCCGCCAAACCGCUGGCCACAUUUUUCACGAUGCCGCCCCUAAAAGGCUCCAUUCCGCCCCGAAACGGCAAUGGUCCAUUUGUAACGUGCACCCAAGCCAAAAACCUUAACCAACGUCUGCCGAAAACAUGGGGUGGAAGCACAGGCCACUCACUUUGGUUUCUCUCCCGUCUUCUUCCCGGUAUUCGAUCAAGUUUGUUGUGCUUCGAGAUGCUCGGCCACUCGAUAACCAUAAGCUUCAAUAUCGACAUGACUGAGAUCAAGGAUACCAUCAAGGCCAAGACAUACCGCCACAGUUUUAGCUCGCCUCUUUGCCUCGGGCCUGUUCUUGUGGCUCCUCCGCUACGAGUAAGGCACCACAGCUUCGAGACACACAAAUAUAACCCUGUUCACCGUAUCCUCAGACCCGACAGGCUUGCCACGCGGCUAUCAGUCGUGAUGCAGGGCGCCACGCAUGAACCGUCGACAACCUUAGGUUCGUCAAGCGCCGUUGACUUCUUGGAUAGGGACAGUGUUUCCGUCGUUGUCGAAACCCCGUCCGCAAAUUUCCAUUACUUUCAUGGAGGUUUCCAUCGCUGCAGGACGGUCUUGCGAGCACGAGCACAGAAGCACAUGAAGAGCCGAUAUUGGUAUUCGCUCACGUUGUUGCAUUCGCCUGGUAGGCUAGUCGUUAUUGCCAUGCAGCUCUGCAACCUACCCUCACCGGUUGUCCACCGCUUCACUUGUCUCGCUGCGGGACAGACAGUGAAUGCGUGGCAAGCAAUCCAGACAGCUUCUCGAUAA
Messenger RNA from Colletotrichum lupini, 951 nucleotides. RefSeq lists its product as uncharacterized. Lineage: Eukaryota; Fungi; Ascomycota; Sordariomycetes; Glomerellales; Glomerellaceae. The coding region runs from base 1 to 951 and encodes 316 amino acids. The transcript has 5 exons. The record is from RefSeq and is a predicted model, not a curated record.